Messenger RNA from Pristis pectinata (smalltooth sawfish), 1162 nucleotides. Its product is annotated as alpha-2,8-sialyltransferase 8F-like. Gene Ontology annotation, biological process: oligosaccharide metabolic process; N-glycan processing. The record is from RefSeq and is a predicted model, not a curated record. Gene Ontology annotation, molecular function: alpha-N-acetylneuraminate alpha-2,8-sialyltransferase activity. Lineage: Eukaryota; Metazoa; Chordata; Chondrichthyes; Rhinopristiformes; Pristidae. Bases 50 to 1162 code for a protein of 370 amino acids. The transcript has 7 exons.
CACAAAUCAGGAUUUAGAAUCCGUUUCUCUGAUCUUUGAAAGAUCAGCCAUGGGACAGAAGAGAUUAUUUUUCCUCGUUGUACUAGUUUCUUUAUUUUCCUUUUGCUGCAUUUCCUGGAUAGGAAGAGGGAAGACUAAUUACUUCAGAAUCACAAAACAGACAAGAAAACAUCAACAGAAGUUUAAUUCACCAGAAUGUAUGGAGCUGAGCAAAAUCCUUACUCUUAAACCCAAUAGGUUUUCUGAGGAUGAUUUUAUCAAACUCUUCAAGAAAAUUCAGAAUUGCGGAUGGAUAAAAAAUCCUGAAGAGCACAGAAAGAUCAGAUCACAGCUGGAGAAAUGCUGCAAUGCAUCUCAAAAUUUUAUUAUUACACAAGUCAAUACACCACUGAGUACAAGCAUCAAUUAUGAAGCACAACCCAAAAAAACUGUUGAAGUUACUAAAGAUAUCUUUAACCUGCUUCCAAAGACAGAUCCUUUUAAAUAUCACACACUUAAACGUUGCUCAGUUGUUGGAAAUGCAGGAGUUCUAACAAACAGCAGCUGUGGAGCAGAAAUAAAUGAGGCUGACUUUGUAUUCAGAUGCAAUAUUCCACCAAUCAUGGAUUAUAAGGAUGACGUGGGAACUAAAACAGAUAUGGUGACAUUAAACCCAAGUAUUCUUAGACAGAGAUAUCAAAAUCUGAAUUCAAGGCGAAAGCCAUUUAUGGACCAUGUAUCCGUCUAUGAAAAUGCAUUGAUCCUGCUGCCUGCAUUUUCUUAUUCGUACGAUACUUCAAAUUCAUUCAAAGUUUCCUUCACCCUGCAAGACUUCGGAGCAAAACAACAGGCAAUAUUUUUAAAUCUAUCGUACAUGAAAUCUGUUUCUCAGUUCUGGAUAGAUAAUGGUAUAAACGAGAAUCGUCUUUCUAGUGGUUUCCUAAUAUUAAGUGCAGCAUUGGAGAUGUGCGAUGAAGUUCAGUUAUAUGGGUUCUGGCCCUUCUCCAAAGACAUGCACGGAAAUCAGUUCUUCCAUCAUUACUAUGAUAACAUCUUGCCAAAGAAAGUUCACUCAUUUGCUAAUGAAUUUUACAAACUGCUGCUGCUUCACGUGAAAGGGAUUGUGAAAGUGCAAGCUGAACAAUGUGAGAAAUCUAGGAAUUCUCCAGGAAUUUUUCUUUAA